This is a messenger RNA of Pelmatolapia mariae (spotted tilapia), 6355 nucleotides long. It is a transcript of the gene ripor1, whose product is annotated as RHO family interacting cell polarization regulator 1. Lineage: Eukaryota; Metazoa; Chordata; Actinopteri; Cichliformes; Cichlidae. The transcript is spliced from 25 exons. The record is from RefSeq and is a predicted model, not a curated record. Bases 276 to 3548 code for a protein of 1090 amino acids.
UGGAGAUGGAAAGAAACGGGAUCAGUCAGAGCGCGGACGAAGGAUUAACAACUGAGUGAAAAUGGGGAAAGAUAAAGGCAAACAGACUGACACAGUGUGAACGAGAAAGUGAGGGGAAACGGAUGCCAAAACGAGUGAAGGAGUUGAAUAGAAAAGCAAGCGAUUUAAAAAAGUAUACCACAGAAGAAGCCACAAAGAUAGAGGGCUGAAUAGCUGUUUGUGGAGUUGGGUGGAUCUUUUACGAGAAAGUGUCGACAUCAGCCACCGCAGCUACCAUGUACAGUGGAUAUGGAGGGACUCCGUCCCGAACUCUGUCGACAAUGUCUCUGUCCAUUCGCCCAGUCAGACGCCUCACUUCCAGAUCCAUCACUAGGAGCCAGAGCUUUACUGGAGUCAAUACCCACGACAAACCUUACCGAAACCUUGUGGUGUUCAGCACUCCUGGUCUCAGCAGGAAGCCCAGCAGAGCAAGCAGAUUGUUUACUAUGUCGAUCAAGGCCAACCCCCCACCGAAGGUUCCUCAACCAGAGCGACUGGAUGAAGUGUAUGAAGCACUGAAGAAAGGCCUUCAGUCUUACCUGCAGGUUCAUCAGAUGGACUUGGAGACACUUACCAGACAGAUAAAAGAAUCAAAGAGGAACUCUAGACUGGGUUUCCUGUAUGAGCUGGACAAGCAAGUAAAGGUGACUGAGAGGUACAUUAGAAAACUGGAGUUUCACCUCAGCAAGAUUGAGGAGUUUUAUGAGUCCUACUGCAUGCAGAGGAGACUCAGGGAUGGAGCCAACAAGAUGGUGAAAGCGUACACCGCUUCUUCAGGAAGUAAGGAGGCCAAGGAGAGUUUAGCAGAAGCCAGUAAAGGAUACAAGGAGUACACAGAGAACAUGUGUGUGUUGGAGAAUGACUUUGAGAACCAGCUGGGGAAGUUCCACAUAAAGAUGAAGGGUCUGGCAGGAUUUGCUAGAUUGUGUGCUGGUGACCAAUAUGAGAUCUUUAUGAAGUAUGGUCGGCAGCGGUGGAAGCUCCGGGGGAGAAUAGAGAUAAAUGCUAAACAAGUGUGGGACAGUGAAGAGAUUGUAUUUCAGCCACUCAUCAAUGAGUUCCUGUCUGUGAAGGUGACAGAGCUAAAGAGCUUAGCCAAUCACGUGGUGGUAGGAAGUGUUUCCUGUGAAACAAAGGACCUGUUUGCUGCGCUGCCCCAGAUGGUUGCUGUGGAUAUUAAUGACCUUGGGACUAUUAAGCUAAGCCUUGAGGUGACCUGGAAUCCGUUUGAUAAAGAUGACCAGGGAUCGGUUGCAAGCACUGUCAACAAACCACCAAGCAUCAAUAAGCGAAUCUCAGCCAUUUUUGACCAGACUCCACCUGACACACCACCUUUACGUUCUCUGCCUCGGAAUCUGACAAGGCGGCAGCACUGGCCACUGCUGGACAUCUUCAGAGGCACUCUUAGCCAGAGCUGCUCCUGUAGUGACAACUCACCAACAAGGCAGUCCACUGCAAACAUGAUCCGCCUACAGGGAGAGUUGGAGAAUGGACCAGCGUGGUCUAAUUCUUCAGAAUCUUCUGAUGACUCAACCAGCCCACAGCUGCCUGCACAUCCAAAGGCAGUGGUGGUGACACCAGACAUCCAGCCAGUUGGACAAAGGAGUUCCCUCCUUCAGCCUAAUGUUUCUUCUUGCUCCAGAAACUGGCCUUCCUCAGCUCAAAAUGCCAGUCAGGAAGGUAUCGACCUACCGAAACAACCAGCGGAGAGCAACAGGCAUGAGGAAAAGGGGACAGUCACUGUAAUAACAAAGCCUGACGGUGAGGAAGAAGCUGCGGGGAAACACCCCUCUAUGGCACCAGUGGAUGUGCCAGUAAUUACCAGCAGUAACUCUACACUGUACUUACGCUCUCUGAGUCACAUUAGUGAAAACAGUGCUGAUGGUGUUGUGGUGCCUGUCAGUGAAUCGGGGGACGUGAUGUCUCUGGUCUCUGGAAUCUCAAUCAAUGACAUUGAAAUGGAGGUGGCCAGCAGAACUCCUGAGUCACCCACUUCUGCUGACACUGACACAGCUGUUGAUGUCACUGAUCCCCACCCAGUCAGGAAGCAACACAAUACAUCCACCUCUGUGGAUACAUCGGCCCCUCUCAGAGCAGGAGCAGACUCUAAUGCUGUAGAAAGUGGGGAUAUGACAUAUCUAGCUCUGCGGGUGCCAGUGGAAGAGGAUAUCCCAGCGGCAAGUUCCAACUGCCUGUCUGCUAAGGGCGAUGGUCCAGUGGACAGUGGACUAGAGGAUGCCUUGGUAGCUGUACUUUCCUCUAUAGAUGAUUAUAGAGGACCGUUUUCUGAGCUACAACUACUGGAACAAGAGCUGAAACUGCUGCAGGUUACAUUGAAGGGUGGGAGGCACAGCCGGUCACCCAGCGUAGUCAGCCUCACAGUGGAAACAGCUCUUGGCAGCUUUGACUUCCUGAAUGGAUCAGACUGGGAGGAGGAAGAGGAGGAUGGUGAUAAGAGGAGUAGAAAUAGCAGGUCUCUGCUGGACAGAGGCUGGGACAGCCCUUCCUCCUCCACCGUACCCCUAACCACAGGCUGCACCACUCUAGACUGCUGCCUGGUGGUCCAUUUGAAGAACUGCAAUGCACAGUUGUUGCGUCUGGGCAAGUUUGGUCCUCUGAGGUGUGGAGAGAUGUAUGCCUUGGACAGACUGCUGAGAGAGGCUCGUGUCCUCGAAAUCAUCCGACGUGUCACCAAAGAAAACCCACAGAAAAUCAGACCAGCUACUGAAGUUAUCCCUGAGCUAGGUCUGUGUCUGGGUGCUGUGUCACUAUGGCAAGAAUGUGUGGGACAGGGUAGCGUGUACAGCGUCUCUGCUGAAAGGUUCCUGAAUACACUGUCGACAAUCUAUGCUGGUUUACUGCCUGAAAGGGCCGAAGAAGUGUUCUUGUGCCUGGUUGAGCGUGUGCUGGAUCAGAGGUUACCACGACGAGGAAGCAGCAGGGACAACAUGAUGGUGACGUUGUUCCAGCUGUGGAGCUACUUGGACUCGAAUGCUGUCAGUGAUAUGGACACAUACAUCAUUGAACUGGCAAAAGAGGUAUGGUUGGUACAGAACCUGGCGUCAUCUGACCAGGAUGUGAUUGUCAAUGCUCUACGCCGCCCUGCAGAGUGCAGCCUGAGGAGAGAAGGAAUUCAUGCCGUGGCCAAAUUACUAAAAGAUCCUCGGGGCAAAGUGUCUGCCUCUGCCAGCUCUGUACUGAGAAGCCUCACUGCUCAGCCCAGACAGAGAAAACAGGCUUUGGUCAGCUGUCUGGAGCUGCUGGAAGAUGAGAAUGUGGACAAUCGAGUGUGUGGAUGCAAAGCUUUAGCUUGUCUCAAGGCCAAAGAAAGCAUUGAUCAGUUGGUGUAUCUCUGCCGGGCAGACAAGGAAGAAGUACGAGAUGCUGCCAAACAAACACUGCUAGUGCUCGGUGAGGAAGGGAAGAUGGCCCAUAGACACGUGGAGACCUCUCAGGACAGCAUCUCAAGACUUUUUGCACCAGGAAGCAUGGCCAGCACAGCUUUUUAACACAACACACACACACAGACGGCUACAGCGGCUGAAAACAAAAAUGCAUUGACAACACUGGAGAGUAUAGUGUCAUUUUUGCAAUGCUUUGACAUGGUGUCACAGGAAUAUAGGGUAUACUGUCCUCUUUGGCUACGACUGUAGCUAAAAACAUAAAGAAAAAGAUUGUGUUAAAUGCAGUAUAUAUCCUGUCAGAAUAAAACUCAAAGGGACAGAAACUCCAACACUGGCUGCAAACCAAGAAAUGCAUCAGACGUGUUAAUAAUGUAAAAUAUUCAUCUAUAUAUCAUAACUUGGAAAAACCUUUUCAGAGUCACGUUGUUUAUAAUUAUUUUCCUGGGUCCACAAAUGCACAAAAUGUUAAAUCUUUAUACUGUUUACUUACUGCUACUACUAUUUGUUUUUACCAAUGAUAUUACAGUCACUACACUAAGAGUCAUAUCCCAGUGGGAGUUAGACUUCUCCUGCUAUUACAUGAAAAUGUGUUUUCUUAACGGGUGCUGCUGUCUCUAGCCUAGCUUAAAAGGCUGCUUGGACGAUCUCCGCACAUGUCACUGUCAAAGUAACUAUUUACUGUACUUCUGCUUGCUUACUACUGAAUAGAUCUGAAGCCAAGUCCAAAUGAAUUUUUUUUUUUUUUAAAAAUAGGACCACAUUAUAGACUGCAUAUGAAAGAUGGACAUGGUUGUGUCAGACUCCACAUUAUGAAGUGUAAACUUUGGCAUUCUUGCAACUGCCAUGUUAGCUUUUUGGAGCAGGAAGUUGCUAACUUUAUACUACUAAACUCUAAGCUAACAACUAAGCUUGUUUAGCUAGCUGGAUUUCUAAACUGCAAUGCACAGACAAGUCUGGUAAGUAGUGAUAAGUAACAGAAUAAGAACAUACUAGAAUUACAUUUACCAACACUGCCACACAGAUUUCUCAGAUGGUCUGUAGCACAUAGCGUACUUUAUUAGCUCAAAUAUGGCAGGUCCAGUUUAGUAACUCCACUUGGUGGACGUGGAACUUUAGCAGACAUCUAUUAGGUAUAGCUCCCUGUGCCAAGACAAAGUGUCAAAGUGUAAUGAACAUGUCAUGGAGGAUGAAUGACAACCAGCCCCUUCCCCACUUAUAGUUAUUGAAAAGCUGUUUAUUUCUGCUCUGAACUUGGACAUUUUAACAGGGGAAUCUGUGGGUGGACUCACCGUUAAAGCAAGCAUCGAGUGAAGAUUAGACAAACUACAGCUUGUGGAACGUCUGCGGUGAUGGUUACCAUUUAGCCCACGUUCUUUAAAAAAAAGCACAUACACAGUGCCCAUUAGACACUUUAUUAUGGUGUUGCUUGUAAAUCUGCCUUAAUGUUGCAUUAUUUGCUUACCAGAAUUUGACAUUUUUACAGAUGAAAUGCUAUAAGAAGCAUAUUUUUUGCAAAGUGUUCUUAGCUAACUGUGAAGCUAUUAAAGUAUAUCUACACAUAAAAGCAUGAAUUAACAUUUCUAAACUGAGGAUACUGCUUUUUAUGACACGAUAUUGAAAAUGAGCUGUCAGUGUCGACGAAGUAAACACAAGGAACACAGACUGACUGAAGAGGUGUAGGAUGACUUUACACCUAAACUUUUUACAUGGUGUAUUCUACAUGGCAACACAUUCUAAUCAGAUCUCACCAAAAACAAAGACCAAAGAAUGUAACGCAUGAAAAGCUAAUGAACAGAACAUACUACAGUUUAAAAAGUAGUGUGUCUGUGGAGUUGGUAGAUUAACUAUAGACAUCAGCCUUCUCUGAGGCAGAGUUCAUUGUAUGAGCCAAAACACCAAAGUCCAAGAGCAAGCCUUUUUGCAAAUACUUCAGCCGUGAUUUUGCAGCACAGUGUGUUGCAGUUAUAAAGGGGAAGUCGACAUUCCUUCACUGAAGUGGAAAUUCAUACUAACUUAAAUAUGGAAAAAACUUUGGUUUGUUCUUAAAAUACACAUAUGCAUUUUUUUGUAUUUUAUCACAGAAAUGACUAGAAGAUUAUGAAUGUAAGGUUAUUAAGGGAUAGAAAAAUGGUGUACAAAAAUGCUUCAGAGACCAUUUAAUUGAUUAGCAAAGACAGAGUUAUGGAAUAUAUCUUGAGAUUUUUAUUUUUGAGUACAAAUGAGUACUUACUGUCACCGUAAGCGAUGCUGCAUCACUGUGCAUUAAAAUAAGAUUUUUAGAGGUUAACGCUUAAGGGCCCUCGUGUGUCUCAGGACAUGUUGGAUGAGAGCAGCACUUUAGAAAGCAAAGUAUGUGAUAGUAUUAUUGGGUUUUUUGUUAUUAUUGUUAAUGUCAUGGGAACUAGUUGGUUGGCUCUUUCAACAGAGCUGAAAUAAAUAAGCUGCUCAGAAUUACUUAAUAAGGCUGAUGUAGAGAGGGGCAAUCUUGGGUAGUGCAGAGAAAGCAGUGAAGUCAGAAACGGACUAUUACAAAAAUGAAGUGACAUCUAAACGUCCACUGUGCCUGUGGAAAGCGUGGAUCCUGCUAUUUAUUUUUGACGUGUACACCUCACCUAAACAUUACUGCAAACCAAAUACACCAACUUGUAGCAGUGACAUUCCUUAACAUCGGCAGACUUACUUAGCAAGAAACUGAGCCCUACCACCCAAACAACUGCUCAGGAAUAGAAAACAAAGAUCCCACCUUUGAACCCGAUCCGUACACUCCCCUAGAUCGCAAUCAGAUCUGCGGGGUGUCAUGGGAUCCCUACAGAGACUCUGUCCACACCUAAAUUAGUUGGAGCAGCUGUUUUGGCAGCUUGAGAAAAUGCUACACAAUAUUAGGCAGACCACCGUAAUUGUGGCUGAUGGAU